This is a messenger RNA of Cheilinus undulatus (humphead wrasse), 3371 nucleotides long. It is a transcript of the gene xrn2, whose product is annotated as 5'-3' exoribonuclease 2. Gene Ontology annotation, cellular component: nucleus. The transcript has 31 exons. Gene Ontology annotation, molecular function: RNA binding; zinc ion binding; 5'-3' RNA exonuclease activity. The coding region runs from base 143 to 3040 and encodes 965 amino acids. NCBI's taxonomy places the organism in Eukaryota, Metazoa, Chordata, Actinopteri, Labriformes, Labridae. The record is from RefSeq and is a predicted model, not a curated record. Gene Ontology annotation, biological process: nuclear-transcribed mRNA catabolic process.
AAUGGCCACAGCCAGCGGCAUGUAGUUAAAUUGUUGGACUCAUACGCAUCGAAGUCUCCUGUUUUAAUUGAGCCGUUUUUACCGUUUCAUACGAGUUAAGAUUUUUUUUAAAAAGCCAGCGUUAGAGAGCUGUUGACCGGAGAUGGGAGUCCCAGCGUUUUUCCGCUGGCUUAGCCGCAAAUAUGCGUCCAUCAUCGUUCACUGUGUGGAGGAGAAGGGUAAAGAGUGCAAUGGAGUCCGCAUUCCUGUUGAUACCACCAAGCCUAAUCCCAACGAGGUGGAAUUUGACAAUUUAUACUUGGACAUGAAUGGGAUCAUUCAUCCUUGUACUCACCCAGAGGACAAACCCGCCCCCAAAAAUGAAGAUGAGAUGAUGGUGGCCAUUUUCGAGUACAUCGACCGUCUGUUCAACAUUGUACGGCCAAGGAGAGUCCUCUACAUGGCCAUCGAUGGAGUGGCUCCUCGGGCCAAAAUGAACCAGCAACGCUCUCGGCGUUUCCGUGCCUCCAAAGAAGGAGUUGAGCUUCAGGAGGAGAAGGCCCGGAUGAGGGAGGAGAUCAUCCAGAGAGGAGGUUACCUCCCCCCAGAGGAGAUUAAAGAGAGAUUUGACAGCAACUGCAUCACUCCAGGAACAGAGUUCAUGGACAAUCUGGCCCACUGUUUACGUUACUACGUUGCAGACAGACUCAGCAACGAUCCAGGAUGGAAGAAUGUCACCGUCUUCCUUUCUGAUGCAAGUGUUCCAGGUGAAGGAGAACACAAGAUCAUGGACUUCAUCAGGAGGCAGAGAGCUCAACCCAACCAUGAUCCCAACACUCACCACUGCCUGUGUGGAGCUGACGCUGACCUGAUCAUGCUCGGCCUGGCCACCCACGAGCCAAACUUCACCAUCAUCAGAGAGGAGUUUAAGCCCAACAAGCCACGCCCCUGUGCGCUCUGCGGACAGAUUGGUCAUGAAAUCAAAGACUGUGAGGGCGUGGCCAGAGAGAAACAGGGACAGCAUGAUGAGUUUGCAGACUCGAUGCCAGCCUCUGAACAGGAGUUCAUAUUCAUCAGGCUGUGUGUGCUGCGAGAGUACCUGGAGAGAGAGCUGACCAUGGCCAGUCUUCCGUUCCCCUUCGACUUUGAGCGCAGCGUAGACGACUGGGUCUUCAUGUGUUUCUUUGUUGGAAACGACUUCCUGCCUCAUCUGCCAUCCUUAGAAAUCAGAGAGGGAGCGAUCGAUCGCCUCGUCGGCAUCUACAAAGACGUCGUGCACAAAACUGGAGGGUACCUGACACAGAACGGCUACGUCAACCUGGAGCGGGUGGAGAUGAUCAUGCAGGCGGUGGGCGUCGCCGAGGACAACAUCUUCAAGAAACGCAAAGAGGAUGAAGAAAACUUUAAGAGGAGAAAUAAAGAGAAAAAGAAGAGGAUGAGGGCAGAACAGCAAGGCCCUGCCUACAUGACCACAGGCCAGUUUGCCCCUCACGCUCUGGGGAGAAGAGACCGACCAGACAUUGUCCAGAACGCCAGACACCAAGCCUUUGACAUGAGGAUGCAGUCCAACAGGGAUGCUGCUCAGUCCCUGAAAGCCACGAUGAGGAACGGAGGAAAUUCGUCUGCAGGUCCCAGCGACAGCACAGACGGCAGGGGGGUGAAGAGGAAAGCCGAGGACAGCGACAGCGAGCCAGAGCCCGAAGACAACGUCAGGUUAUGGGAGGAAGGUUGGAAGCAGAGAUACUAUAAGAACAAGUUUGACGUGGACGUGACCGAUGAAGACUUCAGGAAGAAGGUGGUGAAGUCGUACGUGGAGGGUCUCUGCUGGGUGCUGCGCUACUACUACCAGGGCUGUGCCUCCUGGAAGUGGUACUUCCCGUUUCACUACGCCCCGUUUGCCUCCGACUUCAAAGACAUCAAAGGGAUGUUCACCGAGUUCGAGAGGGAGACCAAACCGUUCAAGCCGCUGGAGCAGCUGAUGGGAGUGUUUCCUGCAGCCAGCGGUAACUUCCUGCCUCCAACGUGGCGAAACCUCAUGAGCAGUCCGGAGUCCUCCAUCAUCGACUUCUACCCAGAAGACUUUGCUAUUGAUCUCAACGGCAAGAAAUACGCCUGGCAAGGUGUGGCUUUGUUGCCUUUCGUGGAUGAACGUCGGCUGAGGGCAGCUCUGGCUGACGUCUACCCUGACCUCACACCUGAGGAAGUGAAAAGGAACAGUCUGGGAAGUGACGUGUUGUUCCUCGGAAAGUCUCACCCGCUCUUCGACUUCAUUCACGAACUCUACCGCACAGAAUCUGAAGAGGGCACUGAGAUCCCUGCAGAGCUGUGCCAUGGAAUCCAAGGUACAUUAAAUCUUGAUGACGACCCUAUUCUACCAGAUAAGAUAGUGGUAUCACCCAUCCCAAUGCUGCGGGACAUUUCACAGAACAGUGCCAUCGGAGUGAAGUUCAAGGAUCCACAGUAUGCAGAUGACUUUGUGUUCAAGGCGGCCCUCCUACCUGCAGCCAAGAUUCCCAAUAAGGUUUUGAAGCCAGGGGACUGGGAGAGAGGAAACAGGCAGCCAUGGAGACCCCAGCUGGGCUUCAAUCCAAACAGGCAGCAGGUUCACCUUGACCAGUCUGCCCAUAGGGCUCUGGGUCACAAUCUGAACAGAAACCAGCAUGGUGGACAGUACAGCAACACUCCGCCACCGAGCAGCUACCAACAAGGAAACUACCGUCAACAUGGUGGACAUCAGCAGUUCCAAAAUUCCAGGCAGAACAGUCUGCUGGGAGCGCCUCCCCCCUUCAUGCAGCCCCAGUAUCCAAGGCAGCAGCAGUACAGCGGUGGGGGCGGGGGUCACGGCUGGGAUCGAGUCCAGCAGUCGCAGCAGUCAGCGUACCAGCAGAAUCUGAGCCGCGGACGGGGAGGGGCGGGGCCCGGUGGUUACCAGCAGCGCUACGACCAGCGGAGAGACGACUGGCACGAUCGACGGGACAACCGGGGCCAACAUCACCAGAGCUUCAGCUCGGGCAGAGGUUACCCUCCCCCUCCUCCAUCCAGACGGUACAACUGGAACUAGAUGGAGAGGGAAGUCGGACUGAGGGAUCACUUCCAGGCCGGGCUGUGGACGGGACGGGGCGAGAUGGGGUGGGACGGCCUAUUUUUAGGGGAGACAUGUCACUUUUUUUCAUUUUAUUGUCUUCUUGUACAAUGAUGAUUUUCUUUCCUUUUUAUUUCACUUAAAAAAGUGUUAGUAUGUAACUUUGUGAUUUUUAAGCUGAUCAGCCUGAACUUGUGAAAUACAAGCGAGUCAAGGACAACGAGUCCUCGUGUUUAUUUCUGAGAGAAAUCUCUCCAAACGGGUCCAAGUGUUUAAAAAAACGACACAGAAAUAAAAUGUUUGCAUUGUU